Messenger RNA from Durio zibethinus, 480 nucleotides. The record is from RefSeq and is a predicted model, not a curated record. NCBI's taxonomy places the organism in Eukaryota, Viridiplantae, Streptophyta, Magnoliopsida, Malvales, Malvaceae.
AUGUCUGACUUCACCUCCCGUUUCACUUUCACCAUUUACACCCAAGGUUCAUCAACUUAUGGGCAUGGGGUUGCAUUCUUCCUUGCUCCCGUGGCAUCUCAAAUCCCACCAAAUUCAGCGGGUGGUUUUUUAGGCCUUUUUAAUACUACAACAUCUGAUUCAUCUACGAAUCAAAUAGUUCUGGUGGAGUUUGAUACUUUUCCAAACCCUGAAUGGGAUACUUCAGUUGAACAUGUGGGGAAAAAAACAACAACUCCAUUGCAUCAGCUGUCUACACACCUUGGAAUGCUAGUUUUCACAAUGGAGGCUCUACCUGAGUGGGUCGUGGUUGGUUUUUCAGCUGCCACGGGUCAGAAUAUAGAACGACAAACGCUGCAGUCAUGGGAAUUCAGUUCAAGUCUGGAUAUAAAGAACACAAUUAGAAAGAACGCAAAAGUAACUAGCAAUAGAGAGUGCCCGCACUAUGCUGCGGGUGUGUAA